AUGGCACAAUAUUCGGCAGAUAAUUCCAUCCCAUCAAAGCCUCCGGAAACGAAUGCCAAUAUAACCAAUGAAUCACUACGAGUGUUCACGGGAGAGCUGUCAAGUACUCAACACCACAGCCAGCAUACUUCGAAAAGUUCUGCAACGUCACCUCCUGCCACUAAAGAAGGUCUAAACCCACUGGAUUUUAACCAAACGGGUGAUGAAGAUGGGAUCUCCAUCGACGCACCUCUUCUUGUCCAAGGCAUCAUACCACUUCGUGGGUUCCUUAUUGUGAUGGUAGCAUCCUUGAUGGUCAUGAGCUGUUUUUUCAUAUGGGUCAGCACAUUUGUAGUGUCGAAACAAGCGAUUGAAAAUUUGGCAAAUGAUGUGAUUGGAGUGAGCAAUCAAAAGAUUUUAUCAUACUUGGAUGCAGUCAUCAAUCCUUUGGGCAAAAUGUCAAAAGCAAUGGCAGCUGAUUACAAUUGGGGAAUUGCCAAUGAAAACAACUUUCGAAAGUAUCUCUUUCCAAAAUAUUAUUUCUUGGGAGCCACAAGUUGUGGAUACUUUUUUGGAUAUCCUUCAACCAAGUACACUUAUUCAAUCACUGGAGUUGGUUCCAAGGCUUAUUUGGUUUAUUCUUAUCAAACUCCAGGUUUCAUUGGAACCAUCAGAGACACUGUCAAUAAUAAGACAGGCGAAGUGAUAACAGUGAACAGCACGAUCGAUUACACGCCCUUCUUUUCAGCACAGCAAUAUUAUUACAAUUCAACCAUUGAUUUAUGUAAUAGAUUGGGAAUUGAGGGAGUUUAUGGACCACCCUACAAAGCAUUGAAUUCGAGUAUGGCAAUUUAUCAUUCAUCAGUGGUUUAUGAUCCAGUAUUAUAUGCCUCUGGAAUCAAGAAAGCAGUUGGAGUGACAAGAAUCAACAUGUCAUUGGGUGCAAUUGUUUCAUAUUUGAGCAAAAUAGUUUUGAUUGGAAGAGGAUAUUGUUUAGUUUCACAAACGAAUGGAAUGAUGAUUGGAGGAAGUAUCAACACUCUUGCAGGUGAUGGAGAAACAAAUUUACACUUGUUCAAUAUUACUGAUCGAAAUGCUGGUCCUUUAAUGCAAGCAUUAUUUGCCAAAUAUGAGUUUGAUUCAAACAAUAUUCCACCACUCACUCAUGUUUCAUUGAAUGGAAUUUCAUACAUUAUUUCUCACUCCAAAUAUACCAUAGACAAUUUGAAAUGGGAUGUCUAUUUGAUUGUGUAUGAGGAAGAUAUUUUACAUUCUGUUAUUGUGACUUCUGGCAUUUCGGUUGGGGUGUUUGUGGGGACUACACUGUUGGGACUAGUGCUGAGCAUCGUUCUCGGAUCAAUCCUAGCGCGACCAUUGAAAAAACUCGAAGAACAAUUUUCCUUAAUCAAAGUUUUGAAUUUGGAUGAUGUGAAAUUUUCUACUUCCAUUUUCAAAGAAAUUCACAACAUUUUCAGAAGUUUGGAAGAAACUCUAAUUUGGUUAAAGGAAAUUAAGUCGUUCAUUCCAGAACAUGUAUUGGACGAAAUUCAGGGUACAGACCCUAAAUUAUACUCUCCGCAACUCUUAACGAGUCGACAACACACCUCCAUGAGAUCAAGUGUUACUAAGAAUUCUGUCUCAUCGUGGCACUCGGCAGGAAGAGACUCCAACAGCAGCAAGCGACCCAAAUUCCUUCGGGCAUUAAGCAAAGCAAGUGGGGUUGGAAGCGGAAGGUCAAACUUUGGAAUGAGUUCGCUCUUCCAGAUGGGUUUACAGAAGAAAUUAUGUUGUGUGCUGCAUGUCAUAUUCAAAGGUUUUGAACAUGUCGAAUCGGCAGCAGAGAAGGCUGAAUUAUUUACAGAAGCACUCGCUUCGAUUGCUCCACUGAUUAAGAUCUACAAAGCUUCUCUUCAGAUAUUGACCAAUUUUGAGUUUCAGAUUUAUGUCACUGGAAAUCUCAAUGAUGAUGAAUACAAAGUUCCAAUUAAGGGAAUUGAAUGUGCUCUGAAAAUUGUCAAAUCUCUAGAAUUAUUGAAUGCUAUCAAGUACAUGACACGAAUUGGAGUGAGUAUGAGCGAGGCGCAAGUUGGUAAUAUUGGAACGAAAAGUUCAAGAUAUUUCACUACGGAUGGACCAUGUGUAAAAGAUGCCACCACCAUGGCAACACUUGCACGACUUUUCAACCUUUCCAUUGUGACAGAUGCGUCAUGUUUUGAUGGUACACUUUCCAAUGAGAGAUUCAUUGCAAGACCCAUUGAUCGAUUCCGCAAACCUAAAUCCUCAGAAAUUGAAACCUUGUGGACUGUCACAGACGAGAAGAAUCUUGAAAAUGCCGAAUGGCUCUACGAAUUGGAGAAUUCUAAAAGAAACAACUCCUUCGAACGAUAUCAUGACGCCUUUCAAGGACUUUUCACACACGAGUUUUGGGACGGCAUUGCUCCUGAGAAUAUUCUUUCCACUCUUGAAGAUCAAUUACAUGUCCUCCAAGAGUAUUCGAGCACUUUGGAUGAUCCCUCACUUGUACGAUUAAUUUCUUCGCUUUCUUCGAUUGCCUCCUCAUAUACAGCCACUCCACAACAAAUUCCUUUUGCGCUCAAUAAUUAUCACUCACUUCUGGGAAGCGAUUUGAAAGGAGUCGUGAUUGAUUCCCCUCAACCCAAUUCAGAAGAUGCAAACGAUGCCACACAACCACUACAGGGUCUCUUAAUUUCAGUGACUGAUAUUAUUCCAAUUGAACACUAA
Molecule: messenger RNA, 2721 nt
Organism: Naegleria lovaniensis
Lineage: Eukaryota; Heterolobosea; Eutetramitea; Acrasida; Naegleriidae
Exons: 2
Coding region: 1-2721 (906 amino acids)
Source: RefSeq, a predicted model, not a curated record